This is a messenger RNA of Spirometra erinaceieuropaei, 330 nucleotides long. NCBI's taxonomy places the organism in Eukaryota, Metazoa, Platyhelminthes, Cestoda, Diphyllobothriidea, Diphyllobothriidae. The record is from the annotation of a GenBank genome assembly.
AUGUUCAUCCGGUGUGGCCGUGUGCGCAAGCAGCUGGACUCAUCAUAUGAUGAAGAGUUCCGUAUGCUCGCAAGCAACACCAAGAUCUGCCGGAAUCUUCGCAAUGACAAGGAGGACCCGGUCGGUAUCGAUCGGGUCAAGGCUGCUGUUGCUAGGAGCCGCCUGACUCGCCCCGAGGACAAAAAUGUGCUGAUGCCCUACCCCCUGUCCCUCCAUCCUCACUCGCCCGUGCUCCUUCAAACUCCCUACCCCUUUCUCCAUUCCUCCCCUGCCGUCUGUCGCACCGUCCCACAUACUUCCUCCCUCUUCAACUGUACCUCCUGCUUCUAA